UUCGAUCCACCUGGAAAAACUCCAUGGCAAGAACACUGCUAACAUGUGUUUCUUUCCUUGUUCAAGAAAAUGCAUCUCCACAACUGAAUGUUUUUUAUGAGAACGAAUUAUAUUCAUAUACGCUGAAUAAAUGAAAGCAAUUGAUGAACAGUUGGAAGCACGAGUUACUAUUAGCUGUCCCUUUCCCUCCUUUUCUUUCAAGAAGCUUUCAGACAUAAGAUUUGCGACGAUGCCACCUUUACGCUUGAGGCCCAUCAUUUUGAAAAUUUCGUGAGGAUUGGAGAGGGGCCGCGCGGACGCAGGCCCCAACUAGCACAAAUUAUGACGUACACUCUCCCACUUGGGGAGAUGUUAGGCUCGCGCGCUGUCCACGUGCAAUGAGAACCGCCAGCCUAGGCCAUGGGCCUUCUUGAUCGCCCAUCGACCCCGUCCAGGUAAGUAAUUUUUUCUGCUCAGCUGCCUGCUAUUUUAUACUCCAUCCUUCAACUCCACUCUCCAUUUCUUUCCGAUGUGGGGCAAAGAUCAGUCGAUCAUCAGCACGUAAAACAAAGACUGUAUCGAGGUUUUCAAAAGCAUUCAUCUUUCUUGGAGAAGCUGUGUGUUUUGAACCAGGUUGGAUCCAUGAAAGGAUUCUUGGGACCUUUGAGCCGGCUUGGAAGUAUUAGGAGCUACUCAGGGACGUUUAAGAGAUCACAAUUGCGGCUUGAAGGGGUUAAGGAUGUUAUUGCUGUUGCUUCUGGUAAAGGUGGCGUUGGCAAAUCCACCACUGCUGUUAACUUGGCUGUUGCACUUGCUAUUAAGUGCCAACUGAAGGUGGGCCUGCUUGAUGCUGAUGUUUAUGGACCAUCUGUUCCUAUGAUGAUGAAGAUUGACAGGAAGCCAGAUAUUACUGAAGAUAAGAAGAUGAUUCCAAUAGAGAACUAUGAAGUUAAGUGUAUGUCAAUGGGAUUUCUUGUAGAGAAGGAUGCCCCUAUCGUAUGGAGAGGUCCCAUGGUGAUGAGUGCUCUUGUGAAAAUGACUAGGGGAGUUGAUUGGGGGAAUCUUGAUAUUCUUGUGGUGGAUAUGCCCCCUGGUACUGGCGAUGCACAACUAACUGUGACCCAAAAUCUGCAACUAUCUGGUGCAUUGAUUGUUUCAACUCCACAAGAUAUUGCGUUGUUGGAUGCUCGUCGAGGAGCUAAUAUGUUCUCUAAAGUUGGCGUUCCUAUUUUGGGAUUUGUUGAGAACAUGAGUUUCUUCAAAUGCCCACAUUGUGGUGAGCCUUCAUUCAUUUUUGGGAAAGAAGGAGCUAGAAAUGCAGCUGCUUCAAUGGGUCACAACUUUAUUGGUGAGAUACCGUUAGAAGUGGACGUCAGAAAAGGUUCUGAUGAAGGCAUCCCUUUAGUGAUUUCAGCACCUGAUUCUGUGAUCUCCAAAGCAUAUGGUGAUACAGCACAAAAUGUUGUCAACAAACUUGAGGAAUUGGCAAAGGAGCCAUCUCUCUAUCCAGAGAUUAAUCUGUAAAAACUUUGGUAGAAGAACAAUCUCCCCUCAAUCUAGUAGCCAUCAAAUACUUUUUCUUGAUUUUGUUACUUGCUUAGGUGUAUGCUAAUUUUAAUAUCUCUUUUCCUUUUCGUUGUAUGAGUAAGUCGAUGUAUUCUAGAAAUAGGGCAUAGGGAAAAGCUCAGAGCAAUUUGCUCCAGAUCUCAGCCAGUGGCUCUCUUCCUCUGCAGAUUGUUUAGCUACACUGACAACAUUUUGAUAAGCGAGUGAAACAAUUGGGGGUAUGCAUCCACCUAUCCUGACACCAUUCCAGAUGCUGUAGCCAGACUAUUGACAUUAAUUUUAAGUUUUCUUGAAGAUAUAGCACUGAUGAGAAUUCAUUAA
Populus euphratica (Euphrates poplar) is the source of this 1866-nucleotide messenger RNA. Its product is annotated as iron-sulfur protein NUBPL-like. Bases 622 to 1503 code for a protein of 293 amino acids. Gene Ontology annotation, cellular component: mitochondrion. Gene Ontology annotation, molecular function: ATP binding; ATP-dependent FeS chaperone activity; 4 iron, 4 sulfur cluster binding. Gene Ontology annotation, biological process: mitochondrial respiratory chain complex I assembly; iron-sulfur cluster assembly. The transcript has 8 exons. Lineage: Eukaryota; Viridiplantae; Streptophyta; Magnoliopsida; Malpighiales; Salicaceae. The record is from RefSeq and is a predicted model, not a curated record.